AGUCCCACCCCGGCUGACGCCCAUUUAUUUACACGCUCAACGCGCUGAACUGGCUCAAAUCAAGGCCAUCUAUAAAUAAAGAAAUACGCCUUGUCACGGUGAUAAGCCAAGUGGGACUCGGGUCUAUUUUUUUAUAUCUACGCAUAUUCAGAUUCUGCUAAUUUUCAUUCAGCCAUGAGCACCUUCCUGGCGUCCCGACUGAGUCGGUUUCUACCGUCGGCGGCGACACGGGUGGCCUCCUACUCGUCCGGCCUGCGCGCGAAAAAGUGGGUGCUCGUGCAGCACUUUGACGGCUUCCCCAAGCACACCGACUUUGAGCUGCACGAGGAGCCGCUGCGCGCGCUCAAGGACGGCGAGUACCUGUGCGAGGCCGAGUGGGUGAGCGUGGACCCGUACCAGCGUGCCUACACACCCAACAUGCAGGUACCCAUGACCAUGAUCGGCCUGCAGUGCGCGCGCGUGCUGGAGAGUCGCGCAGAGGGCUACCCGGAAGGCUCGUACGUGGUGGGCGGCCUCGGCUGGCGGUCGCACACCAUCCGCGAGGCCAGCCGCGACCAGGGCCAGCUGCUGCCGUUCGCCACGGCGCCGAUGCCCGACCUGGGAAACCUGUCCCGCUCGCAUUCAGUAGGCGCUUGCGGCAUGCCGGGCAACACGGCCUACUUUGGCCUGCUGGAGCUGUGCCAGCCCAAGGAGGGCGAGACGGUGGUGGUGUCUGGCGCGGCCGGCGCCGUCGGCGCGCUCGUCGGACAGAUCGCCAAGAUCAAGGGCUGCCACGUGGUGGGCUUCGCCGGCUCGGACGCCAAGUGCGACUGGCUGCUCUCGCUGGGGUACGACCGCGCCAUCAACUACAAGACGGCCAAGACGAGCAAGGCGCUGCGCGAGGCGGCGCCCAACGGCGUCGACUGCUACUUCGACAACGUGGGCGGCUGGCUGAGCGACGCCGUCAUGUGCCAGAUGAACCUGUUCGGCCGCGUGUCGCUGUGCGGCUGCAUCGCCGGCUACAACGACCCGCGCGGCCGGCGCACGCUGGUGCCCAUGCUGCAGAUGCCGAUGCUGAUGCAGCAGCUGCGUAUGGAGGGCUUUAUCGUGUCGCGCUGGUCGGACCGCUGGCAGGAGGGCGUCACUCAGAUGCGCGACUGGCUGGAGAACGACAAAAUCAAGGCAGAGGAGACCAUCACAGAGGGAUUCGAGAACCUGCCCGAAGCGUUCAUGGGCAUGCUGGCCGGCAAGAACUUCGGCAAGGCUGUGGUCAAAGUGUAAACGUCCGCCCGCGGAGGGUGACACGGACGGCGCAGGGUACCAACAAUGCAAUUAGCGGAGAGGCUCAGUAGCGCUCCGCGCAUACAUUCUGAGGAUAGCUUACCAUGUGGUAUCGGGGUGUCUUUAGGUUGACUUUUUCGACAGAUGUGUAUAUUAUGGAGGCAUCAAAAUACCAGGGCGAUCGUGUCGUGUCAUAAGUAAAACAUGUACUGCUGUAGCCUGUAGGUCAAAUGGAUCGCCUAUGAUUUCAGGAAUGGAAUAUGUAAUUUGUGCGAGUGUGCAACGAAAGUGCAAUUAUACAGUGCAUGUGCGAAUGUAAAAAUGUCACUUACAUUAGCCGCCCAGGACAGUGCCAUAUUUUCCUUCAUUUACGCCCGCAGUUCCUGGAUGCAGUCGAAGGCUGUUUUCAUUUUUCUACAAACGAGACCGGCUGUCAUCCAACACAUUUGCCGAGUGACUUUGAUAUUGCUAUGUUGCGUAACUUCUAUAAAUAUACAAAGUUAAUGUA
Messenger RNA from Amphibalanus amphitrite, 1768 nucleotides. RefSeq names its product prostaglandin reductase 1-like. The coding region runs from base 175 to 1260 and encodes 361 amino acids. Gene Ontology annotation, cellular component: cytoplasm. NCBI's taxonomy places the organism in Eukaryota, Metazoa, Arthropoda, Thecostraca, Balanomorpha, Balanidae. The transcript is spliced from 2 exons. The record is from RefSeq and is a predicted model, not a curated record. Gene Ontology annotation, molecular function: 15-oxoprostaglandin 13-reductase [NAD(P)+] activity; 2-alkenal reductase [NAD(P)H] activity. Gene Ontology annotation, biological process: prostaglandin metabolic process.